AGUUUACUUUAGUCUUCCGGUGAAUAUCACUACGGGUAAAAUCUCCUUAUUUACUCCAUAACGGUGCUUAAAAAGAUAAUAAAAAUUAGCAUAAUGCCAGCGUUAUAGAUAAAUUAAAAUCAUAAGCCGAAGAAUAGUAGAGUAUGACCAAAAUUCAACACAAAUAGAAAAGAAUGUUAUUAAAAUGUAUCCGGUUAAAAAAGAUCCAUGUCAGAUGUAUUUUUAUAUUAGUAGUUACUAUUUUCUUAGUUGUACUUAUAUCAAAACUAAUACCAAAAGAAACACCGAACGGUGGUUACAAAUCUAGCAAACUAAGUAGCAACUUAAGCCAAAUUUUCGAAAAGAGAUUAAGAGACUAUGAAAGCAGGAUUAUCCCGAAUUUGGGCGAUAACGGCGAGGCUGCUGUUCUGGAUGGAGCCGAUGCAAAAGCUGGGGAAGAGGCUUUAAAAAAAUUCGCUUUAAAUACUGUUCUCAGUGAUAGAGUGCCUUUGAAUAGGAAACUAAGGGAUCCAAGGAAUAAAAAAUGUAAAAAUUUUACGUAUAAUACAAAGCUGAGAGCGUCAGUUGUUGUGAUAUUUUAUAACGAAUUAUUUAGUGUCAUCUUGAGGACGGUUUGGAGUGUUAUACUACAAACGCCCAGUCAUCUAUUAGAAGAAAUCAUUUUAGUGGACGAUUCCAGUACAGAUGAGUCUCUUAAGGGUUUGCUCGACUAUUAUCUAGAAACGAGACUGGCGAAUUAUAAGGUCAAAAUGGUACGUCUCAAACACCGUCUAGGACUGAUUCGCGCCCGUCUUCAGGGCGCCAGGGUGGCCCAGGGUGACGUUUUGAUAUUCCUGGAUGCACAUUGCGAAGCUACCAUAGGUUGGGCGGAACCGUUGCUCUCUAGAAUAGAAGAAGAUAGAACAGCUGUCUUGGUUCCUAUCAUUGAUGUUAUAGAAGCUAAUAACAUGGCGUAUUCUACAAACGGCGACACAAGCUUUCAAGUGGGCGGAUUCUCUUGGUCUGGCCAUUUUACGUGGAUAGACAUACAAGAUGAAAAAGAUAAACACACUCUAGGACCAGUGAAGUCGCCCACGAUGGCAGGAGGAUUGUUCGCUAUCGAAAGGAACUAUUUCUGGGACAUAGGAUCAUAUGACGAGCAAAUGGACGGAUGGGGAGGAGAAAAUUUGGAGAUGUCGUUUAGGAUUUGGCAGUGCGGGGGCAGAUUGGAAACGGUUCCAUGCUCGAGGGUGGGUCACAUCUUUCGCGAUUUCCACCCAUAUUCAUUUCCCGACAACAAAGAUACGCACGGCAUUAACACAGCCCGACUGGCGCACGUUUGGAUGGACGACUACAAGAGGUUUUUCUUCAUGCACCAACCCGGAUUGGAAAAUAAUCCGAUAGUUGGAGAUCUUACUCAUCGGAAGCAACUGAGACAAAAGUUGCGAUGUAAAUCCUUCAAAUGGUAUUUGGAUCAUGUUUAUCCAGAAAAGUACAUCCCCGACGAAGACACCUACGCUUAUGGACAAGUUCACACAGAAUUCGACAUGUGCUUGGACGAUUUGCAAUUGCCUGAGGAUAAAGUUGGGCCUUUAGGGCUGUACCAGUGCCAUUCCUUCCUGGCGUUGUCCCAGUUCUUUUCGAUGAGUAACAAGGGUGAAUUGAGGAAAGAAAACGUCUGUGCUGAGGUAUUUAACGAACGUUACGUCCAGCUAACUUUGUGCCACGGCCAUAAGAGGGAACAAUACUGGCAGCUAUUCAAAAACGGUACCAUAUACAGUCCCACGGUUAACAAAUGCUUAAGUAGCGAAGGCGUGGACAAUGGUAGGAGCGUCAAAGUUGAAGAUUGUAAAGAGAGCGUCUUUCAGAAAUGGACUUUUGAUAAGAUCAAUACGACUGCAGUUAUCUACUAAACUAUAAUUGUAAAAUAUGUCUAUAAGUUGUGCUGAUGGACCCCAUCCGUGGGAAGGAGGGAUACUAGGGGGGACUAGACUAACAAAAACCAAACAACAACUAAAAAAAAGACACUACAUCGUAUCUUCGUUAAUAAUGAACGUCUACCGACAUGUUAAUAGGUAUACUACAAGGAAAUACUUUAUACAGGAACUAUUAUUUCACUUUUUAUUUUAUUCAGACUCUCUCCCUCUCUCCCUCUCUUUCUAGUAGUGGUAAUAAUUAAACUUGUAGUUAAAAUAACACCCAUCAUUUAUAAAUUCUCCUGGAUAAAUGUUAUUUAUAUUAGAUUUCAUUAUACAUUGUUACAUAUUAUAUUCUAACAACUUCAAGCCGAUUUUAUUGGAACAUAUCAUGAAAAAAAAAGGAAAUCAAAAUAUUAUUGUGUCAUUAUAUAAGCUCAAAGUAGAAGUAUAUUUAGUAUUUUUUAUUUAAUCUUAAUACAAAUUUGCAAAAUUUAUUUUUUAAUGACUUUAAAUUUAAAUCAAUUUAAUUUUAAAAUUUAUUUAAUUAAAUUUAUUCUGAGUAUAAAUUUAAUUGAUAUAAUGUUUUAUUUUUUUAUUUAUGGUUGUGCUAUAAACAAAGACUUAUCACCUUAUUUUAUAUAAUUUUUGCUAUUCAAUUAUUGUACAUUUUCAUGUUGUGCAACUGUUUUCUGUUACAAAUAAAGAGUAUUUUU
Molecule: messenger RNA, 2611 nt
Organism: Diabrotica balteata
Lineage: Eukaryota; Metazoa; Arthropoda; Insecta; Coleoptera; Chrysomelidae
Source: the annotation of a GenBank genome assembly